This is a messenger RNA of Syzygium oleosum, 1210 nucleotides long. RefSeq lists its product as uncharacterized. NCBI's taxonomy places the organism in Eukaryota, Viridiplantae, Streptophyta, Magnoliopsida, Myrtales, Myrtaceae. The coding region runs from base 244 to 858 and encodes 204 amino acids. The transcript has 6 exons. The record is from RefSeq and is a predicted model, not a curated record.
UUCGCUCUGAAGCAGACGAGCUCGCUCGAGGAGGAAGACGACGACGGCUACGAACCAGAAAGCUCUUCGCUUUCUUGAUCGGAGCUCGACACGCGCUCAUGCCCAAGAUCGCCGGCGGUGAGCCGGAGCCCAAGAUACACGGAGCGCGACGUAUGGUGACGGUUCGGAGCAGUUGAGUGAGGGGCGAGCUCUUGUAGGGAGCUGCAGGAGAUCCUUUUGUCGGAGGAGGGGGGGUUGAGGAAGAUGGCGAGACAGGAGGGGGCGGAGGGAGGGGAGAACUCGCACCCGCAGCUGCAGCCGCAGAGGAGCGCCGGCGGCGGGUCGGGCGGCCGGAGGGUCCGGGCGAGGCCCGACCCUUUCCUGGUCAUCUGCCGGUGCUUCAGCGUCCUGACCUCCAUCUGCGCCAUCCUCUGCAUCGCCGUCAACGUCCUCUCCGCCGUCCGCUCCUUCAAGAACGGAUACGACGUCUUCGACGGCAUAUUCCGGUGUUACGCGGUGCUGAUAGCGUUCUUCGUGGUGCUCGCCGAGACGGAGUGGGGAUUCAUUGUCAAAUUCUGGAAGGUUUUGGAAUAUUGGGCUGGGAGGGGCAUGCUGCAGAUCUUUGUUGCGGUGAUGACAAGAGCUUUCCCAAACUAUACUGAGGAGCAGCAAGAUCUUGUUCUCCUUCAGAAUAUUGCAGCUUAUAUGCUCCUUGCUUGUGGUGUGGUAUAUGUUGUUUCGGGAAUUCUGUGCAUAGGCUUCUUGAAACGCUCUCGACAGAAGAAAGAAAUAUCAAGGGAGCAGGCAGUGAAGGACUUGGAGGACCUGGAACGGCGCAGGGAAGAACUUGAACAAUUGCUUAUUGUGGAGACGGCGUGAAGGCACUUUAAAUUGAGAUACUAGCGGGACGUCUACUUCUUGGAAUCCCAAUCAAAAGACCAGCGAAAAUGAUCUUUGCGGAUAUUCUGACCCGAUUCUCAUGAGUGUUGCUUUCUUUUCUUUUCAUUAAUAUCUUUGUACUUGUCUAUCUGCGGCAAUAGUAUCAUUCUUUCUUUCUUAAACUUUUGUCGAGUGGUGUUUGGCAGUUGUAUGGUUUCUGUAAAUUAAAAUCUUCUUGAUUCUUUUCUAGGAUGAUCAAUUACGAAACAAUGUAUUUGUCGACAUUCCUCAACUGGAUUUUGCAUCUUCAAAGAAUCUUGGCAGGCUGAACGGGAGGUUGCCGAAUUUCAGA